GGAGAUAUGCCUCAGAAGGAAAGAGAUGCAAUUAUGGCCGAGUUUCGUGAUGGUGCAACCCGUGUUCUUAUCACUACAGAUGUUUGGGCUAGAGGGCUUGAUGUUCAGCAGGUGUCUUUGGUGAUCAAUUACGACCUGCCAAACAAUCGAGAGCUUUACAUCCAUAGGAUUGGACGUUCUGGUCGUUUUGGUCGAAAGGGUGUUAAUAUUAAUUUUGUGAAAAGUGAUGACAUCAAGAUUCUUAGAGACAUAGAGCAGUACUACAGUACCCAGAUUGAUGAAAUGCCAACGAAUGUUGCGGAUCUGAUAUAAGAAUGCUUGGAUCGAAGGGUAUGGUUGAACAUGAUUCAUAGUAUUGUGUAAUUGAUUUGUCUAUUUAGUUGCGUUUUUCUGUGUGAUUGGCUUUGUAUGCUUGCUUGAUGCAAACAGGAGGUUUUGGAAACAAGAAAAGAACUUAUCAGAUUAA
Molecule: messenger RNA, 466 nt
Organism: Hibiscus syriacus
Lineage: Eukaryota; Viridiplantae; Streptophyta; Magnoliopsida; Malvales; Malvaceae
Product: eukaryotic initiation factor 4A-3-like
Exons: 3
Coding region: 7-312 (101 amino acids)
Cellular component (GO): nucleolus; catalytic step 2 spliceosome
Molecular function (GO): mRNA binding; RNA helicase activity
Source: RefSeq, a predicted model, not a curated record